GACAAAAAAGUACAAUGGGCAGAAAACUUGGAGGAAGUUCGUUAUUAUGUCCCUCCAAACAACUUGCGAAAGAGCUUCAAGAAAAAGAUGACGAAAAUACGACGCAAAGCAAGCGAAAUCACGGACAAGCCCCUCCGCAUCAUUACAAACAUGGGUGAACUCAGUGCGAACGCUGUUCAUAACGGGCUAGAAUUUAUACUUCGACAUGGGCAAAGUGGUUCAUUUGACGCCGACCGUGUUACAUACGAAGAUUUGAUCAAGGAAUGGGAUGAGCUCUUUGAAAAUUUUGCUGGUGCGAAUGAGGAUUCUACGGACGAUGAUGAUGAAGAGGUAAAUCAAAAGUAGUCUGUUACCACUACAUGGUCAUCCUUUUUAACGGUUUACGAAGAGAUGGUCGCGGUAUCCAGACUUUGGCGCUGAUAAAACCCGAAGAAGAAUGUGGUAUUCUUUUGACCGGAUAAUUUCAGUAGUAAACCAAGAUAUAAACUUUGCCCCAAAAGGAGAAAAACAGCCUCGAAGAACUGGGAAGAAUUUUUAUUUGUAACAUGACGGUUACAAGACAAAAAAAAUCGUUUCGCCCGGGAGAAGAGCAUUGGGACCAUUGCCAAUUCAACUUGAGCAGAAAACGAAAUUUUAUAUGAACUGAACACUCUGAUUUCGCUGAAAUUUUUCUUAGCAGACUAUUAUAACCUCGUAUUUAAAAAGCCAAUCAAAUUGUGAAUAUUACAAGUACUAUCGAGGCAAAUCGGUAUUUUGGAGCUAUUUGUAAAAAGAAUAAGUAAAUGCUCGUAUUUUUAAUAACGCUAUUUUUGAGUCAUUUUGCAUCUGAAAGUAAAUUAUGUUAAUCUUUUGACAAAGAGAGUAGAAUACUUAAUGACGUCGAUGCCGUCGCGUUCUAGCUUAUUUAUGAUCGCCUACAGUAUGUAUCUGAAAUAAUAUAUAUGAUAUAAAAACAGCUAAAUAUUUUCAAAUGAAGAAAUAUAAAAUGCCAUACUGUAAAAUAUGAAUGAGUUUCGCAGAUCGAGAAAUUGAGAAAAGAAAAGUUUUUAAUAAAAUAUUUUUCGUGUCAAUAACUGCUGUGUCACCCUCUUUUACCAUAACAAAGAUACCCUGCAAGCACAGGCCCCUCGCUCUUCCUGGAUACUGCACGUGCAUUCGCACGCGGAUCAAAAACAUGGAAACAGCAUCCCUUAUUUAGUAUGAAAUGUAUUCAACCGUUUAACUUCUCAAAAAAUCAAAAACGUUUUUAUGUGUAAAAACCCAAAGUAAACGAAACAUAGAUCGAGAAUUGCAACAGGAAAUUUGUUUGAAUAUUUGUGUUCCAAAGAAGUUAUAUAAAUAUCACAUUACUUUUGGAGUCUUCAUAAUUGCCCCUGGGAGUGAAAAAGAUUAAAUUUCGCUUUGGAGAAAAAAAUAAUUUUAAAUUAAAGCCACGAGCUAUAAAACCUUUCAGCUUGUUUUAGGCUCGAAACACAUAUCGUUUCGCGAAGAACUACCUUCCCUUUUGCUUGAUAAGGCACGACCGCUAUAAAGUGCAGAGAAAACGAAAAAAACCUAGCUGACCCAAAUUUCGACAAAUUGAAUACACAUUAGUUAGUAAAUAAUGAAGGAAACUUAUUUAACUCGUCCAUUGAUUUAACAAACGAAUAUAUUUAUCAAAUUCAUCACAUACAGUUUCGUGGCAUCUAGUUUUGGGCAAUAAAUGUAUUAUAUUUAUGUAACGGUAUAGGCAAUAUCUUGUAAGAACAACACACAUUGACGUGGAUUGAACUGAUCGAUGGUACAAAUCUUGGACCUGUGUGUGGGAGCCGCCGUUCUUUCUUCACUGCUUAGUUUUAAGCCUUUUUGUGAAAUUCUAUAUCUCCUGUCGUUCGAUCUUCUAAUGAAAACUUUUAACAAUGUUUCCAAUAUGUUCGAGAAAUUUCCGACCCUCGCCUCUACAGAUUCUGUUCAAGUCGUUUUCCUUUGUGCAAUUAAUAGCCGAAUUAAAUAAAAUUUACGACUUAAAGAUCUUUACUGUUGAUAAUCUUGCAGUUACGUAUACGAAAGCGUAGAUGAAUUAUAUCUUCUCGGCACCUGGUUUAAUUUGUAAGAGGAAAUAAAAUGUUGAUCACCUGGUCCGACUCGAAAAAUUGUGGGCUAUGAAAUAUUGGGCAAUAUUCAUCAACCGUAUUCGUUAAGUAUUGAAACCAUUAGCCAUUAAGUCAAUGGCAAAAUGACUAUUUUUUUCCCACGAAAAUGUAUUUCAAAAGGUGAGUAUGUCAUUUCUUUUCUAUUUCAUUGCUUUUGUUUUCGCCUUAAACCGCAUGGAGAGUUUUUAUGAAAAUCGCUACACCUGCCGUAAAAUGAGUUGUAUUACCGCUGACCAUCAGGAAUAUGCAAGCUAAUCUUAGCUAAUAUUCUUUUCUGGGAAGAAAAAUAGCAGAACGUUGUUAAUGUGCUAUGGAUCAGUAUAUAUAUCCAGUAACACACGGCUAGCCGAAAAAUCAAGGGUAAAACGUAGCACUGAAUGUUGAAAUGGGUCAUUAAGUUAACAUGCCUAACUUUGUUGCUAAAAAGAAGAUGGGGCUUGCUCCAUCGAGCGACUCUCAGCUUGUAAAGCAAAAGCACUCUGCUUCAGCAUUGGUUACAGCAUUUUGAGCAAAAAUGUAGAAAAGUGCGUCCCAUUCGCUUAAAUAUUUAUGACACAGAGCAAUUUAUUAUCUACAAUUCUCACCUCCAAAUUAAAAACUUGUGACUCGCUGGUUUAGGUUCGCGUGAAAGCUACACAGGGGGGUUUGUUUGAUUUGUGUUUAUUUGCUUUUUAUUUUCGAGUUACUCAAACACCAGGAUACUUCAAAUUAAAACUUGCACUUUACAGUAACGGUGUUUUUUUAACAUAUAUAUAUAUAUAUGUACAAAUGUAAUAUGUAGAAUGUAUUUUCAAUCGAGUUUAGCUUAGAAAAUUGUGAAAUAAAGUCAGGGUCUCUUUUGGCUUAGCUUGAAAGGCAUCCGCAUCAGUCUUCGGAGUUAAAAGUGACUUUGCUGGAAUUAAAAAAAAUAUAUAUGGAAAUUGCUACAGAUCGGAAUGCCAGAGAUACUCAUCAGUUGUGGGAAAAGACGAAUGUUUCCGAUGUGGCAUCGCCAAUUCUACGAUGUGUGCCGAGCCCGCCAUUUACGUACGCGAUGACGAAAUCGCCAAAACGACCCGAAAUUGAAAGAGAGAAAUGAGAACUGGCUAUAAGAUCGGCAUCCUUGGGAUACUUGGGUGGGCUGAAUAGGAAAAUUACCCAUGAAGCUAAUGGCACAAAAUUGACUGAAGGCGUAGGUGUUAUCGUAAAGUGCGGCUUUGCUGUAAGAGAACAGCUGAGAGAAAACCGUCCUACGCUAGUAGGAACAAUACUGAAAAAGGUUUCUUAAAAUUGAAUAUGAUUAAUCUGUAUUCGACCCAAACGAACAUCAAUUUUGUCCACGGCGAAUUUCGUAAAAGAUAAGAAGUAUUGAGCAGUAAUAGCUACUUCGUGAAGUGAAAGAGAAUAGCUAACUAGUGGGUUGAAAAUACUUUCUCGAUGUUUCAGGCAAUUUUCCAGGUCGCAAAUUUAGAUGACAAUGACGUCAUAAAUCCGAGGACAGGAAACUGUUUGCACAACGGGAUGUUAUUAUUAUUUUUUUAAAAAACAAUAUAAUAAUAAAAAUAAAAAUAAUAGUAAUAAUAAAACAAUGAGCAAUCUAAGUAAUAACCGGUUUUUUCCUGACCGACUGGCAACGCUUUAUUUUCCUAAAUAAAGAAGAAGUGUCAUCAAAUUGUAACAGAAAUGUUUGUAUGUACGUAUCAAUACCAGCUCAUUAAUUAUAGUGGCCUGGUCUUCUUAAAAGUUUCUAUACCAGUACAUAAAAACUGAAUUGAUGUACUAUUUGACCAUAAGGAACGAGUAAGAACAACAUUCAGUAAACUCUCUGUAAGACGCACACCGUCAUUGGGAUCGGCAUCAUGUGUCCGUUCGAAAAAAGUUCGUCUUAGGGUUGCUUUCAAGUAUCGCGUAAUUUUUUACGUGCGUACCAGCGUAAAAUUUACGUUCGCAAAUAAAAUAGCCGGAGAGGCAAUGCAUGAAAGGUCGUUCGUACAUGUAAGGGUAAAAAUCGAACCUCGCUCAACUUCUCGUUUAAGUUCAGCACUUUUUAUUUUGCCUUUAUUUUAUUUACGUGAUUAAAAUUUACGUGCGUUAACGUGUGUAGCCAAAAUCGCGUCAGUGGAAAUCAACCUUUAUUGAGAGGUGUCGGUUAAGGUGAUGUUAUACCGAACGAUUGGCAACGACGAUAGCGCAACACAGCGUUGCAAUGUUGGAGCAAUGUUGUAACAAUUCAAAACAACGUCGCAACAACGUUGCAACGUUGUGUUGCGCUAAAAGUCGUCGUUGCGAAUCGUCUUGUGUAACAUCACCUUUAAGAGAGAGUUAACUUGGACAGAAACUGAACUGGUCGGUUAUUUAAACGAAGUCCAACUUAGGCCGCGGUUUAGGAAAAAAAAUCUUUGGAUCUCCAAGUCGCUUCCUUAGUGGGUUCGUUUAAGAAGACAAAUCGUUUUCUUGUCCCUUUAUAUGCUCUAAUGAAACUGUUCACAAUAAAUGGUGUUUACAUGAAAGCGUUCGGCAAACUGAAAAUGGUUAACGCCCGUUUGACUAAACUCCGUUUAAACAACUGGCCCAAUGUGUUUGUUUGUUUGUUUGUUUGUUUUUUCAUUCGAAAACUUUAAUGAUUUUGGUUUAUUGCCACCUUAGAGAGUGAACUGAUGUCUUACGCUUAUUGUCUGGUUGUCAUUUCCUUCAUAACGAUCGAAACUGCCCUUUCAAUAACAUGAUUCUUAGGCCCCGUCCACAAUGAGAAUCUGUACAUUUUGAAACCGCAUAUAUGUUUAGCUGGAUUGUUGAGGAAGAGGCCUUACACCAUUUUGGAGAGCGGUUUCAAAAAGAUGUGAUUUCGGUGAGAGAAUUCACUGGUUUCGUGUGGACGAUCGGAGGGUCGAUUUGUGUAUCAAAAAUAUGUGGACGUUGCCUUAAUCCUUUAAGCCCCAAUAGCCACCAACAUCAAUUUUCUCCUAAAGAUAUCCAUACAAUGACAAGAGAUUAAUUUAUGAGAAUAAAUAAAAUAAUCACCUAAGAAAAAAAGCUUUGAUUUUUAUUAAAUUCUCUCAACUUAUUCUUUAAAGAAAUGUAUAGAGAUCAGUUGGAGAAUCUGCACGUUGAUUUUGAGGUUUUCAACGGUUAAUCACAACCGUAGUAUUUUAAAAGAUGGCGUCAGACCCUUGCCGUUUAUGGGCAUUUGAAAUACUUGAGGAAGUGUAAAUAGUUGGAGGCCGAUGGUAAUUUACAGUACGUAUUAAUUUUUACAAUGGGCAAAAUUUAUUCAAGUCUGUCGCUCAAAUGUAUUAUUAUCUGUGUCAGAUUUCAAAACUGAGAGUAGAAAUUGAUUGAUUUGAAGAAAAAAAAAAUCAGACAUCACCAUUUUAAAGAAAAAUGCCCACUAUUCAUUGUCUGAAAAAGUAAAGCCAAUGAAACGAAAAUUAUCAAGUGACGAUCUGUCUUAAUAAAAAUAAUUUUUUCAUCAUUUUUUUAUUUUUAUAAAAAAGUCACUUAUUUUGGACAUGUGGUUAAAUUUUGUUAUGAAUUAAUUAGUCACUGGUUGAAAAGAAAUUAAUUUUAAGAGGUUUUUACUCUGAAUUUCCUGUUUUAGGCGUUUCUCGCCAUAUAUAGUUCAUGGCAAGGAAAAGCAAAUUAGUCUCUUUUAAAAAGGGUUUAGUUAUAACAAAGCUUGUUGUUAGUAUGCAAAUUAUUGAUUAAGAUGAACAUUUUUAAAGCCACUGCGCUGCUGCGAGUUCAUCAAAAUUCUGGCUCAACUAUAGGCAUCGAUUACGCUCUUUGAUAGCCGUAACCACUGACGCACCGAAGAAUUUUUCGAGUUUUGACGAUUCAUUGUUCACAUCCUCUUCUUUAUGUAUAUCCUGAACCUUUGACAGAAGUAUGCCCUUACGCAGGUCUACAAGUUGUGAGUUUACCAGCUUUUCACACGGAACUGAAUACAACUCGGAGGGUGAAAAGAUCAAAGGACGGCGUAGCAGAUCUGCUCGUAAGAAGAGCGUUCAGUGGUCGGAGGAUCUAGAGGAAGUGCGAUAUUUUUCGCCACACAGAAGUAGGAGCGAAACUAUUCGACGAAAGUUCCAAAAGGUAAAGAAGAGAGCAGAACACUUCACAGAGCAACCUCUGAUGCGAGUUUUCAUGAAUUUCCGCGAGUCAAGAGUAAAGCGAUUGCGACUUAUUGGGCAACAUACAAACUGUUUUUCCUUGGACUCUGGAAUGCAGAGUUUCGAAGAGUACAAUAAACAGUGGGACCGUUUGUUUGAGAUGUAUUCAAGU
Molecule: messenger RNA, 6389 nt
Organism: Porites evermanni
Lineage: Eukaryota; Metazoa; Cnidaria; Anthozoa; Scleractinia; Poritidae
Source: the annotation of a GenBank genome assembly